Messenger RNA from Sitodiplosis mosellana (orange wheat blossom midge), 3379 nucleotides. RefSeq names its product regulation of nuclear pre-mRNA domain-containing protein 2. NCBI's taxonomy places the organism in Eukaryota, Metazoa, Arthropoda, Insecta, Diptera, Cecidomyiidae. The transcript is spliced from 9 exons. Gene Ontology annotation, molecular function: RNA polymerase II complex binding. Gene Ontology annotation, biological process: mRNA 3'-end processing. The record is from RefSeq and is a predicted model, not a curated record. Gene Ontology annotation, cellular component: RNA polymerase II, holoenzyme. Bases 782 to 3250 code for a protein of 822 amino acids.
GUUGUUGUGCUUGUCAACAGCGCUACACUGUCAAUGGAAAGUCUCCUCACCGUACCAACGAAACAUCUACACACGACAACCGAGAAAAAAAAAAUUUAAGAAAAAAGUUUCAGCUGCAAAACAAAAAUGGCGUGUACAUGUACGUCUUGAAUUCGUAUCAUCGGUCGCAUUAUAAUCGGAAUAUUUUCGUGGAAAAUUCGAUUUUAAACAUAUUAAAUCGAUUCUAUGUGACACAAACGGUGUAAAGAGGCAUACAAUUUCAUUUUGCAAACCAAACAUUUUGUUUUUGUUUGAUUUUGGUAUACCAAAAUUGAGUUGAUUUGUCGUAGCCAAAAGGGAAAAAAUCAAUUUUCAACAUUUUGCUGAAUUAAGUGGUGUUUUCUUAUCGAAAAAGGAUAACAAAUGUAUACAACACAGUAGGACCAAGCAUUUGGACGGAAAUUGUUUUAAAAUUAACCUAGUGAGACAAUUUACAGUGGGAAAAGAAAGUUGAUUUGCAUGAGAAGGGAGUGUAAAUAGAGAGAGACACAUAUGUCAAUGGCUCGACCACAAUUGUGACAGUAGCUUCAAUCUCUGUAGUGCAUGUGUUUCCCGAGUGAAAGAUUUUAAUGUUUGAUUCGUGCAUUGAAUUGUCUUUUUUUCUGUUGUUUGAUGUGUAUCAUGCAAUGACCGUGUGAAUAAAGUAUCUUACCUUGUAGUCAAUGGUGUGGCAUUUUUUUUAAAAAUAAAGUGACUUAAUUUUAUCGUGGCAUAGACAGUGUUUUUAUAACAUUUUGAACAAAUGAAAAGUGAGAAAACAAUGGACAAAUCGAGCAGCAAAGCCGAAUUUGAUUCGGCGGAGUUCGAAAAGCGUUUAACCAAUUUAAAAGACACACAGGAUAGUAUACAGGCGUUGUCAGCGUGGUGCCUACAGAACCGUUCUCAUCACAAAAAAAUUGUCACAAGUUGGUUGAUCGUGCUCAAACAGGUCAAAGUCGAGCAUCGCUUGACUCUGUUCUAUUUAGCAAAUGACGUGAUUCAGUACAGCAAACGGAAGAAUUAUGAAUUUGUCGAAAGCUGGGGCACGGCAUUGCAACGGGCCACCACAAUGGUCAGGGAAGAAAAAGUCAAACACAAAAUCGAACGAAUCUUCCGGAUAUGGGAACAGCGAGUAAUUUACAAUGAAGAGUUUUUGUCGGAUCUGCGAGGCCUGUUGAGCAUAAAUCCAGCUAAAAAACCACCACCCAAUGAAAAUGACGAUGAACAAGCGACAAUUACCGUGGCAAACAUAAAAAAUUGCAUUAAAUUGGAAAAAGAAACGGAUCGAAGUUUUAAGGCUUUACCAAAAGCAUCAUUAUGUGAUAAGGACACGAUUUCCCAGUUGAAAGACCGGAGUCAAGUGGAAGAAUUGGAGAAGGAGGUGAUUGAACGACGUGUCAAAUUGGAGCACUACAUAAAAACACUAACAAAUGAAAUUAAAGCUCGAACGGCAUUGAUUACGGUGUUGGAUCAAGCGGACGCCUUUUACCACAAUCAACGUGGUGAAGUGAAAGUUGUGGCAACGGCCUAUCGCAACUAUGGCAACAGCAUUAAAACAAUGAAACGAAGACUGGAAGAGCUCACAAAGACAUUGCCAAGCCCAAUACCAUCGCCCGACAUCAAUGCACCAUCGCCGGGACCGGCUGACAAUGACUUUGUGCUGCCGGGAGAGAAGAACUUCAAUCAGAAUGUUUUCAACGCACAAACCAAUCGAAUGAUGGGUUAUAUGGACGGUGGUCGUUUGCCAUUCGAUAUAAACGACUUUGCGACAUCGAGUCCAAAAACGAAAGAGGCCCACAUUCAGGUGAUCGAUUCGACGUCGGGCAAAGACAACAAUGAGAUUGAUGAUUUUUUCAAGACUCUAAUGCACGACACAUACACGCCGGCAAUUCCCCCACAACCAGUGCCCGCUGUUAGCGGUCCAAAUUAUUAUGAGUCGGCAUUUCCAUCGCAACAAACGAGCACCUACGAAUUUACCCAGUAUGAAAACACCUCCGGUAAUGUGUCGACAAAUUUGUUCCGUGGCGAAGCAAACAAUUCAUCGUACAAUCAAUCGUAUUCGGGCACAUUUAAUGCGCCAAUCGCACAACCGCCACUACCACCGCCACCAAAUCGACAGGAGAACUGGGAAAUGGACAUGUCAUGGAAUUCGAAUCAAGAAUCAAGUUUCAAUCAUACAAUGGAUGCACCACGAUCACCACCGCAUUACGAACGUAAGGGAAUUAAUACGAAUGUUAUCGAAUACAUUGAACCGGGCGUGAAUGAUUCACACAUUGCCGGCGCUGGAGACGUUGACCACCGACAGUUGAUCUUGCCAAUGAACGGUUUGAAUGCACUCGGUGCCAAGGAUCGAGGUCGUCUCAUUGACGUAGACCAUCGGAAUCUGAUUUCACUUACUGGAUCACCGAAACUCUCCGAAAAGGAUGCGAAUGGAUCACAGAUUGAUUCAAUGAGGAAUAAUGCGACAGAUUCGAAGCUACUGCCACCGCCGUCACCACCCGCGAUGCUAUUGUCGUCAAAUAUUAGCACGUCAGACACAGGUAAAAUGAAUGCUCCGUUAUUGCGAUCUCCGAUUUCUUCGAGAUUCCAAAAUCCGCCUUUGCAACAGCAUCAAAGUGCUAAAGCCUCACAAAAUCGAUCGCCAUCGAAAAUCCACAACGGGCGCGACAACACCGAAAGCAUCGACAUGGAAAUGUCAGACGAAGAUUUUGACACAAUUCCAGACUUUCAAAAUAAAUCGGUUGAUGAUUUACAACAAUCAAAUAUGGAACCACGAUCGGAAGGAUUAUUGGGUCCAGCACCAAAUUUUGGAUCACCAGACUGUGCAAAACGGCCAAAUCCCUUCAGAUCGAAUGCACAAGAUGUGUUACACCCGUUGCAACCACCACAAAUGUUGCUCCAUUCGAAUUUGCCGAUGCCAAGACCAGGGCCCGGUCCACGACCGUUGCUUGACAUACCGACUGGAUUCAAUAAUGCUCGACCAUUUCUUGGUCAUCACAAUUCACUAAUGCCUGAUUCGCCGACCAAUCAACCGCAGAGCCCAUUUUUGUUAAAUAAUCCGCGGGGCAUGUCACCACAUGUCAACCAAACUCAUUCGCCACAGAUGAACUAUCGUAAUAAUAAUCAGUCGACACGAGGAAAUUCGCCAUACUUUAGAAAUCAAAAAGGUCCAAUGCGCGGCGGCGGAUAUCGUCCAAAUUUCCGCGGAGGAGGAAAUCGAAAUUGGAGUUGAAGCCAUUGACUGUAAUAUGGAGCCGAAGAACGAUGAAGGACGCCUUCGGAAAACGUUAUUUUGCAAUUACGACCGCGACAAUCGUCCAAUAUUGCGCGAUGGCCCAAUUACGAUUCGAUUCAAAAUGAU